UCAGUGGUUCGGUGAUCUACUGGCGAGUCACACGUUAUGUUAACUCCUCCUUUUUGGAAGUCGGUUAAAAUAUAGUGAUAUAGGGCCGUGUGUGGAGUGACCUUUAGUAUUGACCUCUAGAGUGACAUAAUCCAAGAUGGAUGCAACGUCAAAAGCGCAACAACCCCACAGCUGAUCGAAUGCCACAGACGGUGCCGCGCUCUGGGUGUAGCCCGCCAUCGGCCUCCCAGGGCGAGCGAGCGGUCCCCGCCUCCCCCACGGACCUCCACAACCUCCUGCGCCUGCUGGGAGCCGAGUCUCCUCCCCAGAUGCUGUCCCCACCCACGCACAAGCCGCCCCCGCCGUACCCGGAGAACUACCUGGAUCGCCUCUACGACUUCGAGUACCCGACGCCUUCCCCGUCCUCCGACGAGGGCUCGAUCCCGACGGUGGCCCUCCAUCCCCCAUCCCCGUACAACUCGAUCCAGUACUCCCCGGUUUUCAUCAAGGAGGAACCGAAUAAGCUGACGAUUCCGGGAUUCGCGUCGCCGUACCCUCAGUCACCCUCCUCCUGCGUAUCGUACGGGAGCCACACGCAGUACCCCUCGCCGGUGCCCCAGCACGACGAGUACAUAGACAUUGAGGAGCUGCUGAAGGAGAACCAGAUCCUGCAGGAGAGCGUCCAGCAGAGCUACAUCACGCCGAAAAUCGAGGUGGAGGAGCCCAGGGAUCACGUUCUCCUGAGGUCCGCGCUCGAGGACACGUCGUUCCAGAAGCGUCUCAACUUGAAACCUGUGCCCAUAGAGCUGGGCAACGUGAAGAUGGAGGAGAGCAGUGGAGGCACCGAGGACGCGCUCGCGGCACCAGAUAUAGAUAGAGUCCUGUGCAUGGCCAUCGAGCAGUCCAAACGCGACGUGGACAACACCUGCACCGUGCUCGGUAUAUCGCCAGACCCCAACCAAUGGAGUACCAGCGAUGUGAAGUCCUGGGUGAUGUUCACCCUUCAGCACUACAACCUUCCCAUGGUACCGGCAGAGUACUUCGCGAUGGAGGGCUCGGCGUUAGCAGCGCUGACGGAGGAACAGUUCAACCAGAUCGCUCCACAGGCGGGCAGCACACUCUACGCUCAGCUGGAGAUCUGGAAGGCAGCUCGGCAUGAGAGCUGGAGGAAUACACCGUGGAUGGAGGAGCAGGCUUCCCCCACGCCGCAGAUACCGAUCCCGACGGAGGAUAUGAGCGAUGACGAAGACUCAGAAUCUGCGAGCACGAGUGCCAGCCAAGUGGGCAAGGCCAAGACUGGCAGCACUCACAUACACCUGUGGCAGUUCCUCAAGGAGCUCCUGGCUUCCCCCCAAGUGCACGGCUCGGCGAUACGGUGGCUAGAUAGAAGUAGCGGUGUCUUCAAAAUCGAGGAUUCCGUGCGCGUAGCCAGGCUGUGGGGGAAGAGAAAGAACAGGCCGGCGAUGAACUACGACAAGCUGUCGAGAAGCAUACGACAGUACUACAAGAAAGGCAUCAUGAAGAAGACGGAGCGGAGUCAGAGGCUAGUGUACCAGUUCUGCCAUCCGUACUGCUUAUAAGUUAGAUUUACUGUAAAUAGUUAAGACAGCCGCGGUAAUGCGGACAGACUGGUUGCGUUUUUGGCUAAGCGUAACCCAGUUGAUCGGGACAUGUGUCCUCUCGCCUCCUCCGUCGGAUUCGAGAAAGGUAAUUUUCUGAGCAAUCCGACGAGACGGAGACGAUUAGCAUGUAAGUUUUGCUGUACCGGCGACUAGGCGGCACCAGGUAUUCUGAGGAUUAUGGUCCACCGAAAGUCGGUAGUGUUUAUCCCAUAUAUCUAUGAUAUAUUUCUAGUACGUUCUAUGAACUUAUAGGUUAUGUUGUAAAUAGCGUAGGUUAAUUUAUAAAGAUGCUCAUAAGUUAUGUGAAUUUUAUUUUUCGUUUUGAGAUUAUAUUGCGCUCGCAAAUAAGGGACACUUGCAAUGUAGGUGUAGUUAGGAUAAGCCGGGCGGUUUAAAAUUGUGAAUUUGUAAAUUUUGUGCCAAAUAGAUAUUUGUGAAUUGGAAUUUAUUGGGGACAAAAUGCAUCCCGCCAAUGUAUAUUGUAAGUUACGGUGGUGGUAUUAGAGUUUAGUUUCCCAUGACGCAGUUAGCGUUGUAUUUUUCGACCAAACUAAUGUAGAUUUUAUGAAUCAUGUACCUAAUGUUAUACUCGAUGAGAAUAAAUGGCCAUUUAUACU
Messenger RNA from Aricia agestis (brown argus), 2218 nucleotides. Its product is annotated as DNA-binding protein D-ETS-4-like. Bases 141 to 1559 code for a protein of 472 amino acids. Lineage: Eukaryota; Metazoa; Arthropoda; Insecta; Lepidoptera; Lycaenidae. The transcript is spliced from 6 exons. Gene Ontology annotation, cellular component: nucleus. Gene Ontology annotation, molecular function: DNA-binding transcription factor activity, RNA polymerase II-specific; sequence-specific DNA binding. The record is from RefSeq and is a predicted model, not a curated record. Gene Ontology annotation, biological process: regulation of transcription by RNA polymerase II; cell differentiation.